AUGCGUCCUCCAUCACAAUACAAUGAAGAAAUAGGCCCAGAAGCCGAAAGUGAACCAGACCCAAGACUUAGUGCAAUGUUGAUUUGUACUAGGCUUGCAGGAAGAGCUGUUACUAGGGUUAUAGAACGGUGUAAUGAUGCUAAAGAAAAUAGUGAACUCAAUCUCUCAGAUUGCCAAUUAAUGCAAGUUCCUGACGCAGUUUACCAUCUAAUGAGACAUACUGAAUUAAAAAUCUGUGAUCUAAGUAAUAAUGUAAUUACAAAAAUACCACCAAAGUUUGCCAUAAAAUUUAGUCUUAUAACAGAUUUAAACCUAUCACACAAUCAGAUGUCAAAAUUACCAAAUGAAUGUGCAGAUCUUAAGUGCCUCGAAAGGCUGGAUAUAUCUCAUAAUACAUUUAUCUCAAUUCCUGAUUGUAUUUUUAAGAUACCUCAAUUGGUUCACCUAAACUCCAGUAAUAAUCACAUAGUGGAUAUAGAAAUAAACCUUCUUAAAGAGGCUCCAUCUUUACGAGAAAUAAAUCUUCGCAAGAAUCCUAUAUCGCAAAAUAGUCAUGAAGAACUUUCCAACAUUUCCCAUAUAAAUAUAUUGCUUACACCAAGAGAAAAAGAAGAGUGGGAAGACUUAACAAUUUGA
This is a messenger RNA of Brassicogethes aeneus, 636 nucleotides long. The record is from the annotation of a GenBank genome assembly. Lineage: Eukaryota; Metazoa; Arthropoda; Insecta; Coleoptera; Nitidulidae.